UAAUGGCGUAAUGACGUGAAAACUAUUUGUUGUUAUCGAUCUCCAAAGCACUUUUCAGAGGAAGCCCAAAGGUUACCAAACACGUUUUCGUUCCACCCACCAGGUGACGAACCCAAACCCCAAUCCCAACUCCAACCCCAACCCGUCUCAUUUCCUUGAUUAUUCGGACCCAGCAAAAUGGAAGGGAAUCCCAACAGAGCCGAAGCCGAGCGAUUACUGGGAAUCGCCGAGAAGCUCCUGCAGACUCGAGAUCUAACCGGGUCGAGAGACUUCGCCAUCCUAGCCCAGGAGACGGAGCCCCUUCUGGAAGGCUCGGACCAGAUCCUGGCCGUGGCGGACGUGCUCCUCGCGGCGGAGAAGCGCAUAAACAACCAUCAUGACUGGUACGCGAUCCUCCAGCUCGACCGCCGCUCCGAUGACCAGGACCUCAUUAAGAAGCAGUAUCGCCGCCUCGCGCUGCUUCUCCACCCGGACAAGAACAAGUUCCCCCUCGCGGAUCAGGCCUUCAAACUUGUCGCCGACGCCUGGGCCGUCUUCAACGACCGCUCCAAGAAGUCCCUCUACGACAACGAGCUCAGCCUCUUCUCCAAGGUCGAUCUCGCCGCGCAGCAGUCGAAAUUGCCGGUCCGCCGGAGCCAGCACCCGGGCGACAAGAGGAGCCAGCAGAAUAGAGAGAGCCCGGAGGAUCAACGGCUGAGAUUGUCGAGCUUCUGGACGAUGUGCCCGUACUGCUACAACCUCUACGAGUACCCUAGGGUUUACGAGGGCUGUUGCCUGCGGUGCCAGAACUGCCGCAGGGGCUUCCACGCGGUGCUCAUCCCGUCGUUGCCGCCGCAAGUGUCGGGCCAGGAGGCCUACUAUUGCUGCUGGGGGGUCUUUCCAAUGGGCUUCGCGAUCGGAAAUUCGGAUAAUGUGGCGAAAAGCGCCGCCGUGGCUGAAUCGGGAUAUCCGAAUUGGAUGCCGCCGUUGUUUCACCAGGCUCCGCCGCAAGGGAGCGGUGGGAAUGGCGCGAGACCGCCGUUGGUGCAGGCGGAAAACGUUUCGGCUUCGGGAUUCCCCCCGAAGAAGAGAGGAAGGCCCCGGAAAAAUCUAGUGCCAGCCUGAUUGGUUGAUUUGUGGGCCUCCUCCUAUAUGUAUUGUGUUUGGCAUUUUGUUCUUUGAUGGUAAAGAUACAAAGAGCGCCAAUGCGGAGAAAGCCGUGAUUGUGGGGGGCCGAUGAUAAAAGCUGUUGGAAUUUGGAUGGUGAUGAUGGAGGACGGCUGGACGGGGAAGUAGGGUGUUGAUCGUGGGGUUUGGGAGAGUCGUAGGUAUUGUUGUUAUUGUUGUUGUCGUUGUAAUGUACUUGUGUAGAUUUCAGAUGUUUUUUCUUUUUCUUUUUAACUGAUGGGAUCAAAGUGUAAUUUUGUUAAUUAGUAUCCAGAAAAUGGGAUUUCAAGAAGUUUUUUUGACCACUCA
Molecule: messenger RNA, 1455 nt
Organism: Alnus glutinosa
Lineage: Eukaryota; Viridiplantae; Streptophyta; Magnoliopsida; Fagales; Betulaceae
Exons: 1
Coding region: 178-1104 (308 amino acids)
Source: RefSeq, a predicted model, not a curated record